GGAAGAGAAGAAGGAAAAUAAUUUCCAUUAUGCUAAGGGAAUCAUCAAAGGCGAUCUAGGAGAACGAAGCAAGAGUACUUGCGGAGUGCUAUUGUUGGAGAUGGAAUGGGGACUAUGGUGGCAAGGAACCCGAGAGGCAAAAGUGGAAGAUUUUACUGGAAUUAGAAAAACAAUCAAACCUCUGGAAGAAUCAGGGGAUUUAGUUCGCAGAAUUGAUGAAGAGGUUCGCAGAUUAUCGCUUGUGCAGCUUUGUUCCCUUUCUUUAAAGAAAAGUGUGGAGAUGUUGCAGCUAUUGCGGUUUCAUCAGAUUGCCGUGGACAAGGACAGGGAGAUAAAUUGCUCGAUUACAUUUUUGACAAAAAAAGCGUCAGCUCUUGGACUUGAGAUGCUUUUUCUGCUAACAACGAGAACAGCUGACUGGUUUGUGAGACGCGGGUUUCAGAAAUGUUCAAUCUCGAUGAUACCAGAGGCAAGACAAGAAAGAAUCAAUAUUUCGAGGAGAUCAAAGUAUUACAUGAAGAAGUUAUUGCCAGACAGGAGUGGGAUCUCUGUUGUUCGUACAUUUCAGUUUGGCUCAUGAGAAUGUCGAGAAGAAUGUAAUUGACAUAGAAUUUUUUUGCUCAAUGUAUAAGAUUAUGUUGAGUUUUGAAUGAAUCAACAUUAUUUCCAACGCCA
Camelina sativa (false flax) is the source of this 675-nucleotide messenger RNA. Its product is annotated as putative amino-acid acetyltransferase NAGS1, chloroplastic. Lineage: Eukaryota; Viridiplantae; Streptophyta; Magnoliopsida; Brassicales; Brassicaceae. Gene Ontology annotation, molecular function: L-glutamate N-acetyltransferase activity, acting on acetyl-CoA as donor. Gene Ontology annotation, biological process: L-arginine biosynthetic process. Gene Ontology annotation, cellular component: cytoplasm. The record is from RefSeq and is a predicted model, not a curated record.